This is a messenger RNA of Cottoperca gobio, 1292 nucleotides long. RefSeq names its product protein phosphatase 1, regulatory subunit 27b (gene ppp1r27b). The transcript has 3 exons. The coding region runs from base 206 to 712 and encodes 168 amino acids. NCBI's taxonomy places the organism in Eukaryota, Metazoa, Chordata, Actinopteri, Perciformes, Bovichtidae. The record is from RefSeq and is a predicted model, not a curated record. Gene Ontology annotation, molecular function: phosphatase binding.
AGAGGCCUGUUGAUGUAGGAGGGGACACUGAGCAAGACAGCCGCACUGAGAAAAAGUUCUGCUUCAUCUUUCUGCAGGAGAACAACUGAGAUCUUUUCAGAUAAUCUGCUUGGAUUUUUAAGAUUUGAAGAAAGUCAAAUUUAGUAUUUGGUGGAUUUUACCAGUGUUUCAGCAAGGCCGAGGGUAAAUCAAACUUCUGACCAGGAUGAAGUACUUCCAGUGCCCUGUGGACUCCCAGACCAUAGGAAUCAAGGCUUACACCCAGCAGGACUGUGGCGUCCCAGUCUGCAAGAGCUGUGAUUCUCUGAAGCAAAUCCGCAGUGUGCACUUCCCCAAUGACGUUGUUUUCCAAGACUAUGUACGACACGGCGAGCUGGAGAGGAUUGGACUUUUCAUGCGGGCCAGAAGAGUCAGCCUAGACACCAUCUACCACUCCGGCAUGGCUGCCAUGCAUGAGGCCGUGCUGACCGGGAACCUGGACUGUGUGAAGCUGCUGGUCCUCCACGGAGCAGAUAUCCACCAGAGGGACAAGGAGGGAUGGACCCCGCUGCACAUGGCCUGCAGCGACGGUUUCCCACACAUUGCACGCUACCUUCUCUCGCUGGGUGCCGACCCAGAGCUGGAGAACGACUGCGGGGAGAAGCCAGCUGACCUCAUCGACCUGGAGAACAAGGAGCUGCCGGAGAUCUACGGGCUGGCUGUCAAUGACUAAGAGUAUGUUGCUUUUAAAGACACAAACUCGUCUGGAAUCUACUGCACAGUCACACAACUGUUUCGCAGGGAUGGACACAAAGGGCCCUGUCAGUCCAGCAUCUUGAUCUUGUGAGCAGACUCAGCUCUGGAAGUCAAAGACUGUGUAUUAGUGGCAGAAAGAGGGCCGACAGUAACAGAGCCUGUUGGCUGUCUCCUGAAUGGAGGGAACUUUCGCUGUUGGGGCUUCCCCCUGAUCUCCAGUUGCAGAAUGACUGAGCUUCUCAUAUUUUUAUACCAUAACGAACUGAAUAAAUAAUUUUUUUAUUUGCCAUUUUAUUAUAUUUUUAUGUCGCUGGAAUUAGGGCUUCUGAAUGUUGUGAAAUUGUUGUUUCACUGUGAGCUCAUUAGCACCUCUCUGAAAGCUAACAUUAGCUUGUGUUGACUGCCUUACUAUCAAAUGUGUUUACAAUUAAUCAGAAGUUAUAAACCCCCAAGUUGUUGUUUUUUCCCUUCUGAUCACUUAGUUAACUGUCUUCAUUAGUGGUUGUUUGUACAGUAUAUGACUUUUUAUACUUUUUGAAAUAAACUUUAUUAAACAA